CCGGCCAGCUUGAUACAUUGUGACACGUUCAGCUCCUAGCUUUAGCCGCUGUUGACCCGGAGGUUUUGUGCCUCUCUUGCAAACCCCUCUUGGCACGUUCAAAUCCUCCAGCCUAUUCACAGCCACGCUCUUUGUUUUCUUCGGCAGGGUUUUGGCUAAGCUACUCUCCUUUUAGACAGCAUUGCUCGGACCCGCGGCAGGGUGGUGUUUUGAAAACGGAGCUGGCGUCGUGUUUGGCUCCGUGUGAGAUGUUGCAGUGCAACAACACCGACGCUAAGUGCUUGUGUUUUGUGUUAUUCGCAGGUUAUAAACGUGGGAAGUGUCUCCCCGGCAGUGUUUUCAACGUGCAGUUCCCUGUUUUGGCCGAUGCUUGCUGCGCUACAGCAUGACCACAGCAGCGUCGGCUCAUCUGGUAGUUCUGGCAAAUGAAAAUGGAGGAGGUUUCAAUGUCCAGCCUGGACAACAGCAAGCUGGAGGGCCUAGCUCAGGACAUCCUGUCUGACCUGGUGGAGGAUGCAUGCCUGGGUCUUUGCUUCGAGGUCCACCGGGCCGUCAAGCAGGGCUAUUUUUUCCUGGAUGACACGGACCAAGAAAGCAUGAGGGACUUUGAAAUCGUGGACCAGCCGGGAUUGGAUGUGUUUGGCCAGGUGUACAACCAGUGGAAAAACAAGGAGUGCGUUUGUCCCAACUGCAGCCGAAGCAUCGCUGCCUCACGCUUUGCCCCCCACCUGGAGAAAUGCCUGGGGAUGGGACGCAACAGCAGCCGCAUAGCCAACCGCAGAAUAGUCACCGGUAACAACACCAACAACAAGUCAGAGAGCGACCAAGAGGAUAACGACGACGUUAAUGAUAAUGACUGGUCUUACGGGGCAGAAAAGAAAGCCAAGAAAAGGAAAUCGGAUAAGAAUCCAAACUCACCCAGAAGAUCCAAAUCAUUCAAACAUAAGAACAGCAUGAUGGGUCCGAGACGUCGCAUGGACAACCAGGAAAGCCCACGCAUGCUGAUGAAAGAUGAGGCAUUCCCUCAAUAACACACUCAGCCACAAAGACACAUUCUCUUAGCACGGUGUGUGCGCAUACACACAAAACGGGAAAGACCAACAACACUUCACCCUCAGUUCUUUAUGUUGUGAAAUCAAUGGACGUCGAUGUUAUACGUGACAUUUAUGGCGUUUGCUGCUCUGCCGAAGCAGUUCAGACCUCCCACUGUAUACUUGACUGAUUUUUUUUUUUCUUUCUUCUUCACAAAAUCAUUGUACCAACACUCAGUUUUUUUUUUUCACUUCUUUUUUGUAGUUAAUUUUUGUUUCAGAAGUUUUUGCUGGAGUCCAAAAUAAUGAAUAUCACCAUAUACGAUUUCACUGCACAGAAGUAGGUGUAAUUCAUUCGGUGGCCAAGCAGAGGCAGCUGUGUGAAGAGUGAAAGUGUGCACAUACAGUAUGUUGUUUCUUUAAAAUACAGAACUGAUUAGCCAUUAGGUGUACUUUAUUUCCUCACCUUUUAAAAUGUCAUUCUUUGAAAAAAAAAAUAAUGUCAAAGACAAUCAUUACUAAUGGUUUGUCUUUUUUAUUUUCACAUUCACUGUCAGGCUCAUAGUUCUCCAAUUGAAUUACAAUAACAGUGUGUGAGAGAGUUUGUCAUUCACCUGUGGAAACUUGUUUUAAAAAUGUUCAGUCGAUGAACCCCUAAUUGUACAAGCAGGUAUUUGUUGCUGAAAGCAGGUUUGUUUUGUUUCAUUUUGUUUUGGUGGAUAGACUGGCUUGUUUUCUAGCAUUCAAAAAAAUGUCUUUGUAUCAUGUGUUUACAUUGUAAAGGGUUACAUAUAUCCUUGGUGUGAAGUGAUAGUGUAAAUAUUCCAAUAGUUGAAUUGCUGCUAUCAUGGCUCAGUUUGUUUCAUCUGUCUAGCAUAAUAAAUGAUUUGUUACCUGUC
Morone saxatilis (striped sea-bass) is the source of this 1930-nucleotide messenger RNA. RefSeq lists its product as uncharacterized. Gene Ontology annotation, cellular component: SAGA complex; DUBm complex. The transcript has 8 exons. Gene Ontology annotation, biological process: regulation of transcription by RNA polymerase II; positive regulation of DNA-templated transcription. NCBI's taxonomy places the organism in Eukaryota, Metazoa, Chordata, Actinopteri, Moronidae. The coding region runs from base 426 to 1031 and encodes 201 amino acids. Gene Ontology annotation, molecular function: transcription coactivator activity. The record is from RefSeq and is a predicted model, not a curated record.